Zootoca vivipara (common lizard) is the source of this 5029-nucleotide messenger RNA. RefSeq names its product V-set and immunoglobulin domain-containing protein 8. Gene Ontology annotation, cellular component: intracellular anatomical structure. The record is from RefSeq and is a predicted model, not a curated record. Lineage: Eukaryota; Metazoa; Chordata; Lepidosauria; Squamata; Lacertidae.
AGCCCAAAGGAAUCCUGACAGCGCAGACUAAGUGAGCCCAGGAGAACAUUUGACACUCGUCUCCAAAUCAUCAGUUGACAGACUCUGCCUGCCUUGGAGCCUGCAACAAGCCUCUUCAGCACCCGCUCUUCACAGAAGUCCAGCUUCAUAUAUAUUUUUUGCAAUGCCAGAGAACAAGGAUUUCCGAUCCCUCGUCUUCUGCGUGAUGCUAGUUUCCUGUUUUGCUGUGAGGAUCAAGGAAAGGGGGCAGGAGGUCAUCUACCUUCCCAAAGGGGAGUCUGUCAAGCUGGGGUGCCCAUUUGCAUCAGACCCAGAAGAUGACACUCCGGACAAUGGCUGGGACAUUGAAUGGAAGCAAGUGAAGCCAGGCCCACAUCCCCAGGAUUACCCGCUCCUGAGUUACCACAAUAACCGUGUCAACUACCCUGGACCUCCUGAUCUCCAGCAGAGGGUGGGUUUCAUCUCUCCAGAUCCCAGCCUGUAUGAUGCCUCCAUGCAACUACGUGACUUGCAGAUCACUGACUCAGCCACAUACGAAUGCACAGUGAAGAAGACCACAGAAGCCAGCCACAAAGUGACCGUCACUGUACAAGAAAGACCCCUACUCCCCCAAUGCUCGAUCAUCGGUGACAUAGCCUAUGGGGCGGAUGUCACGCUGCGCUGCUUCACUUCCACGGGCUCGCCGCCCCUCACCUACCAGUGGUCCAUGACGCACGGGCAUCAAUUCAGGGACUGGAUGCCCCCCGGAGGAUCAAUGGGCUCUGUCCCUGGAGACCUCCACAUCAGGGAUUUGUGCGAAGACCACGUGGGUACCUACCAGUGCAGCGUGCGGAAUAACGUUGGCGUGGCCUAUUGCUCCGUGGACAUCUCCUUUGGCGGAGGUUACCGCAGCGGUUUGAUCAUCGCAGGAUCCGUCAUCAUCGCCCUCCUGGCCCUGGCCCUGAUCAUUGGGGGGAUCAUCUGGUGCUGUUCGUGCUGCUGCGGGAAAAGCUGGUGUAGCGGUUGCCCAGGUUGCUACUGCGGGAAGGAUUAUUGCUGGGACUGCUGUUGCUCUGGCUGCGCUCAGGAGCCGAAGCAGGAAUACCAGGAGACCAAAGCCAGCGAGAUCUGUGUGGAUGCCGAUGCUCCCCCAAGCAGACCGUGCAGCCAGGCAUUCAGUCGCGCAAGCAGCCUCCAUUCCUUGCUUGGGGGCUACCAGACGCGGACAUCCCAGUACACGCAGUGCCGCAAGUACGCGACCCCCAUCGUUCAGGUGAAGAUGACGUCUCCCCCCGACAGUGACGUGAGCGUCGUCCUGGCCCCCGAAAUCCCGUCUCCCCCCAGCUCGGAGCAAGGAGAUGUUUCUGAGCACUACUACCCCACUAAAGGGAAGGAUGUUUAUCCCGGAGCAAUCGACUCUGUUCCUGGAUACGUCAAGGGGGACAACUACAAAGGAUCCAGUCCGAGGCAUCAGAUCUACUCUGAGCCCCAAAAAUUCUCCACGCCCGCCUCGGAUCCCGGCUGCAUCCGCUGGCAGGAUGGAAACACCAGGCCCUACAAGGGCACCGUAGUCAUGAUGCGAUCAGCAAGCAAAGAAGGGCUCUUGAUAUGAGGCAGAUGCCGGGCGGAGGGGGUGGGGUGGGGCAGGGAAUGAUGACACACCACAUGCUGGGGAUAGAUAAUGCCGACUUCUCAUUCAGAGCUGGAGAUCAAACUCAUCAGCCGGCCUCCCAUCUUCAUGUUUGUCUACAAGUACCAGCCACUGUUGGGAUCUGUCUGUGUGCCACCGUCCUGUGUGGUGAAUCACAGAACUGCAGGUCGCAAGGUUCUCCAUCAAGGACCUUCUGGUACUGCUCUGACUCUGCCCACCCAGGCUAGCUAUUGGAUCCUUCAGGGCAGGAAGGAGUGCAAAGAUGCUUCCUGCCCCAGCUGAGCCUUGAGCAAUGAGGACCUCCUGAGCAUCCUUGGCUAUUCUUUGGCCUUGACUUCUGGCUUCCUCCUCCGUUUCCUGAUUUGACCUUUGGCCCUGACCUCUGGCUUUCUCCUUGACCCCCAUCUCCUGAUUUGACUUUUGGCCUUGACCUUUGGCUUGCUCUUUGACCCCCAUCUCCUGAUUUGACCUUUGGCCCUGACCUUUGGCUUGCUCUUUGACCCCGUCUCCUGAUUUGACCUUUGGCCCUGACCUCUGGCUUGCUCCUUGUCCCCGUCUUCUCAUUUCCCCUUCUUUGGUCUUGAUUAUUGGCUUGUCCUAUGACCUCUGGUUCCUGGCUUACCUUAGACACUUACCUACAGCCCAGCCCUGACAAUGUAUGGACUUCCACUCUGGCUGAAUAGGAAUGGGAAGGAGUAGCAGCUCCCCAUGAGAUAAACCUUCUCUCACCGUUAGAGUGAGAAGGAGGCCAAUGCACUUUAUUUUUAAGCCUUCAAAGUUUGUCUCUGCCUCAGCCCCAUUACUGGCACCAUUGGAAUUAUCCUAAUAUAUUGGCCUCCUUUCCAUAGGAAGGUAUGCAUCCUGAAAUUCAACCCAAAAAGGGUUUUGCCUCCACCAUUGUCACCUUCCCCUUCCUUAGACCCAACACCAAUCCAAAUUUGGGAGCAGGGAAGGCCGUGGCAGAGGGUUCCCCAGAGCUCCACCAGAGCGUUUUCUCUUGGAGGGUCUUUUCCCUGUUGGAAACAAUGCAAAUACCCCCCUUUUCUUGCUGGGGGUGAUGGGAAUGUGAAUGACAGAGGUGGGGAAUCUCUGACCCACGAGGCCGUUUCCUCCCCCCAAACUACCCCAUACCUACCCACUCCCAACAUCAUGAUGGCGUGAGACUGCCAUCACAUUGAAAUCUGUCUGCAAGCAUUUUGUAUUGAAUUCCCCUGCGAAGGGAUUUCAAAGUGAUGUCUCUCGGCGCCCAUCAGCUGAUAAGCGCUGAAAGGUCUCACUUUCUGAAGUCCAAUUCCAAGUUGUUUUUAUCCAAUGCAAAUGGACUCCAAAGCUGAGCCUUUUUCAAGUUGUCAGCCGACAUCAUCAUUAUUUCAGGUGAUUGGCAGGUGGCCAGCCCUUCCUAACUGUCAAAGUUGGCCCGCAAGGGUAGGAGAAAGGGGGGAUCUGGCCUGCAGACCACAUCUGGUACUUUUUCCCUGUUCUGAUGUCUCUGCCACUGAUACUAGUCUCCUCCUGAGUUCGAGUAGCGAGUCUUCAACUGAGGGAGCUCGCUUUUGCAAGCACCCCCAAAUCAAGCGCUCAAAACAUUAUUAGUUGUAAGUAUUAUGACAAGACGAUGUAUGAGGAAUGCUUUCAUCCCGCAAAAGCGCCAUACAAAUGCUGAGUAUUAUUAGAGUUAGGCUUGUUAUUUUAGCAGCUUUUUUUGUUUUUAUGAAUGAAUGCUUCUCAGAAAACAAGAGCACAAUAUGAAAUGAUAACAGUAUUAGUUAAACUACAGAAUGGCAUUUGUAACAAUCCUGUUUUCCUAAGCACACUUUCUACAGCAGUGGAAUACAAACUCUUCUAAUAGCCCGAUCCUCUUGCAUAUUUUCUCAAAAGCAAGUCCCACUCAGUUCAGUGGAGCUCGCUUUUGGAGAAAUCUUCAUAGAACAGUAUCCCAGCUGUGCAUAUGCCAUUCUAAAUCAGGGGCAAGGAACUGAUUUUUCAGGCUAAGGUCCGCAUUUCCUCCCAGACAACCUUCCGAGGGCCGUGUGACCGUAGUGGGUGGAGCCAGAGGCAACUGUGUGGAUUUGUGGGGGGGGGAGGGACAAAUGUAAAACAGUGGACUACUUUUUACACACACACUAAGCUCACUCACUUCUCUGUUAUCAGAGUUCAAAGUCACAUUCUGUCCUGCAAAAUCACUCAGGGAAGGGUGUGACCUGGGGAGAGUUUUGAGGGCCAGGCAGAGAGGCCUUGAGGGCCCCACCUGACCUCUGGGUCGGUGGUUUGCCAUCCCUUCUUUUCUAAAGGAUGGAGGUGGUUUCGCACGCAGAAAUAGACAGGGUCAAUUACAGUGGCAGGUGAAAAAUAAAAUAAAUAGCUCCACAGCUAAAUGUUACUCUUAAAUUUACUACGGCAGUUGUCUUUCUUGCCCUUGGAAUUCCAUUCACCAGGAACGGGUGACCAGUGUGGUGUAGGGGUUAAGAGCGGUAGACUCGUAAUCUGGUGAACCGGGUUCGCAUCCCGGCUCCUCCACAUGCAGCUGCUGGGUGACCUUGGGCUAGUCACACUUCUCUGAAGUCUUAUCAGCCUAACUCAUCUCACAGAGUGUUUGUUGUGGGGGAGGAAGGGAAAGGAGAAUGUUGGCUGCUUUGAGACUCCUUAGGGUAGUCAAAUCCAAACUCUUCCUCCUUCAUGCAUAGGUCCACUUGCAGUCCUCAGUCUAAUUUUAUGUGACCAUCAGUCUGAUUUUCAAAAGUCCUAUGCAAGGAAUAGCUUGAGACUUCUGGUAAGGAACAAUGUGCCCCUCCCCUGACGGCCUGGGGGGGAGGGGAGAAAGAGAGAGAGAGAAGGGGAUGUCAGAGGGAGAGAAAAAAUGGGGAGGGGAGAGAGGAUUUGACCCUGCCCACUGUUGGCUUUGGCUGCACCCACAGGAAAAGCGGCCCCAUCAAAUUACUCACGAGGGAAUGCGGUUCUUGACCAAAAAAAAAGUGUUGUCCUCUCUUGCCAUACAAGGAUUUCGAAGAGAUCACACCCUCUCCUUCGCAAGACAGACCACAUGAGCAAAUGUUUCUGUUUGUAAAUUGUCAUGUUUGGAAACCAUUUUGCCAUUUUAAAAUGCUUUUGAGAAUGAAUGUUCUUUUUUUAUUUUAAGAAGCCCUUUUCAGUUCAAGAUGCAGGAUUUUUGUAACUGUAUACUUGAGUAUCAUCAUUAUCCUUCUGUGUGUAUGUGUGUGUGUAUAUGUUUUUAAAAAUGUGUACUGUAUAUGGUUAGUUCCCUUCAAUUAAAUGUAAUAAGGAUUGUUAAUUUCUUCUGAGAUAUUUCCCUGAAGGAGGGCUGUAUAGCCUAAAAAAUGCACUAGGCUCCUGAAUAUUUUUGUGGUUCAAUAAAUCAUCUGCCUUUAAUUAAUGCUUCAA